AUGGCUGUCGGUGCAUUCAUGCUUAUUGCCGCCUGCGUUAUAACGCUUGAAAAUCGUGAUAGUCACGCUCGAAUUAUUUAUGGGGAAACGAAUGAUGACCGGAAAAAAAAUAGGAAGAAAAGUGAAAGCGAUAUACGGGUUGUGGCACCAAAGAAGCUUACAUUUGAAGAAGUUCGGAACUGGAGACCACGGAGAUGCCGCUUGUCAAGGGAGUUGUACGAGGGCCUGAUUAAUGAAUUCAAAAAUCCUCUUGGUACUAGGAAAGAAGAAACAGAAACAGAAGGAGAGGAAGAGGAAGAGAAAAAAGAAAAUGAUGUGGAGAAACAGAUGCCAACGAGGAGAUUCAAUGGUUCUUGUGGCAAGUAUGAUUUGAUUUCAAAUCUUUUCAAACUACAACCAAUUGAGAGAGAGCCAAAACAAAGACAAAACGUUGUAGCCGAGAUUCAUGCCGAACCUGACGAUUCAGACGAUUCUAUGCUCUCAGCAACUUCAUCAGUUUCUGCAAAAGUACAACUUCCUUCGCAAGAAGAUAUAUACUCUGUUAUGUCAAUAGCACAAAUGGAACUUUAUGACCUCGACGAGUCAAGUUUUAAAGAUGAGUUAUCGCUGGUGAUAAGAAGAGAUAUAACGAUCGACGAUAUGACCUUGAGUCCGAUUAGCAGUUUUUCGAAAAGCAAACGACCAAAAUCGGCCUGCUGUGCAAACACUUCCAUAAAAAUAACUGAUUAUGAUUCGCAUGAUCUGUACGAUCGGUUUUUUGCACGAUCCCAGUUUAGAAGAAAAAACGACAAUCGUGAUAACUCCCUGCUGACACUUGCUGUUGAUAAAGCACCUGUUUCUGCGGCAAGAUAG
Molecule: messenger RNA, 852 nt
Organism: Enterobius vermicularis (human pinworm)
Lineage: Eukaryota; Metazoa; Nematoda; Chromadorea; Rhabditida; Oxyuridae
Source: the annotation of a GenBank genome assembly